GCGCUACAGAAAGUUGGAGUGAGGCCACAGACGCCGGCGUGAAGUGAAGCAGAGCUGUGGAAUGGAAGGCCGCGUGCAUGCCAGGACCUGCGUGCGCACCAGAAAACGCUCGUCCAUGGGGGAGACGAGCAUUCGAUUUUCUGCCCCUACGAGUGACAUGAGGAGGCUGGCACGUGACCAGGGGAGGUUGACCACCAAAGCAUCGGCGCCAUCAGCAUAUGGUCAUGUGUGUCCAUGUGGGGACCCUCCCGCUGCUGCUGGCGGCGGUGGUGGUCGCCGUCGACUGGAACGGUGCAGCUCAGGAUGAGUGCAAGGACUACGGGGUUCAGUUUGAACGGGUCUUCUCUGUGCCGGGCGACGCGGCCAUGAUCAACUGCACGCUGGCGUCUCCCGACGUCUUCAACUUGUCGGCGGAGUCUUACGAGGUCGAGUGGUACCGCGCGGAGACGGGACGACGGCUACGCGACGUCAGUCGUCGCGUCCUCGUACGGGGGGAGACCCUGUGGUUACUCAACGUCAGCAUGCGGCACGACGGCCAUUACCAAUGUGUGCUCAGGACGAGCGCAGGUCGCUGCUACAAGCAGUCCACCAGGUUGGUGGUGGAGCGUCCUCCGCGUGGCGAGUGCGGGCGUCCACGCAAAUCCACUCAGUUCCUCACCGUAGGCGUGACGGGCACGCUGUCCUGUCCAAUCAGAGACGUCCUCAACGAGCUUCGCAUUUACGGCGUCCCCGCCUCUGUCACGUGGCACAGAGGCUGCGACGUGAUCGAGGACGGCUUUGAGGGACACGUGUACCGCGACCAAGUCUGGCUGAAAAUCCGAGACGUGGACUUGCGAAACAACGACUCGUACACCUGCACCCUCCACUUCAACCUGGGCGGCGUCGCGGCGUCCAUUUCGGAGACCAUCGAGGCCUGGGUACAAGAGGAUUACUGCUUCCUUCCCCAAGUGGUGCAGCCAUCUGAUGAUAUUGUCAAAGCAGCAAGGGGGUCCCGAUUGACGCGGACGUGUCGAGUGUUCGUGCCCUGCAUUGGCACUGUGCCCGAUGACCCCAACGUGGACGUUCUUUGGUUGGACGACAUUGAUUUCAUUCCCACCAACAACUCAGAGAGGGUCUUCGCUUCGGAACAGCGCGUGUGGCGUGUAAGCGAACCUCGCAAAGGCGUGUGGUUGGAGACCGUGCUGACCAUUUCCUCCCUGGAGGAGGACGACUUCCUGGUCAACUACACGUGUCGUGUUUACAGCGCGCGAGGCUUCCCUCAGGCUCACUUCGCAGUGCUGCCUCAAGAGCCGGGUGUCGAGGUGGCCCUCGGGUGUGCCUUUGGCGGCGUGGUGGCGCUCGUGGUGGUUGCCUUAGUGGUGUACUUCCACUUCAAGAUUGACAUAGUGCUGUGCUUUCGGAGCUCCUUUCCAAUCUUCUACGCAAAUGAGGAAAAUGACGGUAAGCAUUUUGACGCUUACGUGACGUCCUACUACCCGCCCGGCUGCCAGCCGGACGUAAGCCAGGGGCUGCUGACGUUUGCGCUUCACGUUCUGCCGCAAGUGUUGGAAAAAGCUUGCGGCUACAAACUCUUCAUAGCCGGACGGGACAGCUUGCCAGGACAAGCCAUGGUAGACUCGGUGCACGACAACAUGAUGGCCAGCCGCAGACUCCUCCUUCUCUACGGCGCCUCGUCCUUCACCUGCACGCACCACCAGCUCGACGACAAACAAACUAACAACAACAACGUGGGCGAGUAUGCGUGCUUGGAGCCCCAGCGUCAACACGAGUGUGCGGUGGCUAUGCAUCAAGCGCUCAUGGAAGGAACCCUCAAGGUGGUUCUGGUGGAGCUGGAGGAGGUGAGCCCGGCUCAGCUGGCUCUCUUCCCGGAGUCUCUCCGUCACCUGCGGAGGAAACAGGGCGCCGUGUGUUGGUGGAAGAACCGCAAGCGCCACAGGCAGAACCAGGAGCAGGACAGCUGGACCGCCGGCACCGGGAAGUCCUCCCCACCCAGGACCAGCUCACAAAUUCAAGCGUCACCGCCGUGCCUGUCUCCUUCGUCCAGGUUCUGGAAGCAAAUACGUUAUCACAUGCCAGUCAGGGGGAAAGGGGCAGCGCGCCCCGAAAAGACCGCUCUCCUCAAAAUGUAGCCGCUGUCAGCUGGACCAGGAUGAACGAAGGAUGGGUGGGUCACCAGUGGGAGGGGCCUCACUUUUCGCUAAUUAGCUUGGUGGGCUCGGUGUACGACUUGAACAGCACCACAAAGCCACAAUUCCCCUGGUGGCAUUUUGCUGCUAAAGUGCGCCAGUGGUUAAGAUCGUCGCCUGCCACCACGCGGGGACCUCUGUUCAAGACCCUGACUGGACCAGCCCCAGGACUCGUGACUGUGAUGCCCUUGAUUAAGACACUGAUACCCCGAACUGCUCCCAAGGCCCUUCAGUUGCCCCCUCCCCCAGCGCGUUCCACUAACAAGUGUGUGGGUAAAAUGCAGUGAACACAUUUCGUGUACAUGCGUGCACCUUCGUGACAUUAAAGAUGAUUCUUCUUUGAAGAUAUUUAUUCAUCGUCCGUUCCGCUUAUCCUCACAAGGGCGCGGGCGUGCUGGAACCUUUCCCAGCAAACGUCGGGCGAGAGGCGGGGUGCACUCUGAACUGGUCGCCGGCCAAUCGCGGGGCACAUACAGGAUACACACACUCACAUUCCCAUUUACGGAUAGUUUAGAGUCUUUGAUGAACUGACCGGAACCCGAAGAAAACCCACCCAGGCACGUGGAGAACAUGGAAACUCCACAGCGGGAUUUGAACCCUGGUCUUCAGAACUGUGAGGCGACACUCUAACCUGCUGCUUUGGAGACAUGUUUUUAUACAACUAAAAUUUCUGUAUAUUCUAAUUUGAGCACCAUUUGACAGUAUUCUUAAUAACUUUUAUUUUUGUGUAAUUGAAAUGUACUUUUAACAUUUUAUAUUGUUCUUUUUUUAUACAUUUUUAGUCCAGAAACGAAUACACUAAUAUUGCUAAUAACAUUUUACAUUUUAAAAGCAUUUUCAGCAAUGUAAAUAUAAUUUUAAUAAAUGCUUUAAAUGUCA
Syngnathoides biaculeatus (alligator pipefish) is the source of this 3065-nucleotide messenger RNA. Its product is annotated as interleukin-1 receptor type 1. NCBI's taxonomy places the organism in Eukaryota, Metazoa, Chordata, Actinopteri, Syngnathiformes, Syngnathidae. The record is from RefSeq and is a predicted model, not a curated record. The transcript is spliced from 13 exons. Gene Ontology annotation, molecular function: interleukin-1 receptor activity. Gene Ontology annotation, biological process: signal transduction. The coding region runs from base 219 to 2129 and encodes 636 amino acids.